Messenger RNA from Hemibagrus wyckioides, 2319 nucleotides. RefSeq lists its product as uncharacterized. Bases 78 to 1658 code for a protein of 526 amino acids. The record is from RefSeq and is a predicted model, not a curated record. NCBI's taxonomy places the organism in Eukaryota, Metazoa, Chordata, Actinopteri, Siluriformes, Bagridae. The transcript is spliced from 3 exons.
CCCUCUUGGGUAGGUUUAGGGGUGAAUAGUGGUUUGGGUUAAAAUUAAGAAAGAAAGGCUUUUUAUGACACCCUUGUAUGUCUGUGUUUUCUGUAUGUGUUUAUGUAUAUAAUUGUCACUCCCAGAGAAAGCGCGUGAAUUACUUGGAGAGAUACAAAAACCUUACUGCAUCUACUUUGAAGAGGAAGUCAACCUCAGAUGAGGGCCCAUCCAAGCAGCUUAAAUUGUGGGAAACCAAGAGAGUUUCACAGAAAAGUGUGGAUGAAGCCAUCAUGAACUUUGUCAUUCAAGGUCUGCUCCCUCUCAGUAUUGUCCAACAGCAGGGUUUUACAACUCUUGUGCAUCACCUGCAACCAGAUGUGGUUGUAAUGUCCCGAGGUACCAUAAAAAACAAAGCUGACAAAGCAACACUGGAAAUGAAGAAUAAUCUGAAGGCUGCUAUGAGUGAGAUCAAGUUCAUUGCUACCACAACAGAUUGCUGGACAGCACACAGACGGAGUUUCCUCGGGGUCACAGCACACUGGAUAGAGCCUGAAACAAUGGACAGAUGCUCUGCUGCAUUAACAUGCAAACAGCUCAAAGGAUCACACACAUUUUCUGCACUUGCUGGUGCCCUGAAUGACAUUCACACAGAGUAUAACAUCCGCGACAAGAUUGUGUGUACAACCACUGAUAAUGGUUCUAAUUUUCUCAAAGCUUUUCGAGUCUACGGAGAGCUGGAUGAAAAUAAUAACCAGAGGUUGCAACUCGAACAGGCAAGGCCAUGUGAAUCAGUCGAAAGAGAGAACAGUGAAGAAGAGGAAGAUGAGGAAAAGACUGACUAUCUUGAGUUUGUUGAAGCAGGAAACUUGUUGGAAGAAGAUGAUGGCCUGGAAUUCCAACUGCCAAAGCAUCAUUGCUGUGCUUGCCACCUUCUGAACCUGGUGUCAACAGUUGUUGAUGUUUCAGAGGCAAAUGCAAACACUGUCUACAGGCGACUCUUUCAUUCAGCAUUUUCAAAGUGCUGGAGUCUAUGGAACAAAAGUGGAAGAUCCACUGCAGCUGCUGAGAUAAUUAAAGAAAAAUGCAAACUCCAGCUCUUGAGGCCAAAUGAGACGAGGUGGAAUUCUCUUUUCCUGGGUUUGGAGAGGAUUGUGAGGAUCAUGAGAGAGCAAGGAGAAGGAGCCAUUACAGCUGUGUGCAGUGCGCUAAAAAUUCCCAUGUUCACUGCUGCUGAGAUCGCAGAAUAUUUUCUCGUAGAAUAUGUCAAGACUAUGAGCCCAUUUGCAAAGGCUAUUGAUGUUCUUCAGGGAGAGGCCAGUGUGCAGAUGGGAUGGCUGGUACCCACAAUAACAGUUCUCAAGACUAAGCUACAGAACCUUAAACAUUCUUCCAAGUUCUGUGUGCCUUUAGUAGAUGCUCUUCAAGCAGGACUUGAAAGGCGAUUCGGGCAGAUGCUUGCUGAUCCAGAGCUGAUUGCUGCUGCCAUUCUUGUCCCCAAGUUCAGGACAUGCUGGACAAGUGACGACAACAUCUUAAAACUUGGCCUUGACUUUAUGAAAAACCAUCUGAAGGAGCAACCCAUGGUGCAUCCAAGUGACCAUUCCCAUUCUUCAGAGGAGGAGGACUUCUUUUCCCCAUCAGGCAGGGAAAUGCUCAAGAAAACUCCAAGCAGCUAGAGUCCUACCUAACCUGUCCAGAUGAUACCAUGGAUGUCCUGAAAUCUUUCCCAGCAGUCUGCACCUUGUCACUAAAGCUCAACACACCCCUACCUGCCUCAGCUGCCUGCGAAAGGCUUUUUAGCACUGGAGGACUGAUUUUCACACCUAAAAGGGCACACCUUGAUUCAAAGGACUUUGAGAACCAGCUUCUGCUGAGGCUGAAUAAAAGAUUUUGGUAGUUCUGUAGAGAUGAGUGAAUUUCUCAUAAAAGAAAAAAAAGACUUGAUUAGACUUAAAGUUUCCAUUGCUGAUCAUAUAAUGUUUCAUGUUCUUUUGCUGAAAUAGAAAACAGGUUUGCACAUUGCCGUGAAGUAAGGCUGUCAAAAUUAUAUAUAUAUAUAUAUAUAAAAUGUUUAAAAGAUACAAAUUCUGUUUAAAAGUAAUUUAUGUUAAGUAUAGUAUUGAGAGUGCCAAAGUUGUUAAAAAUAAUCCAGAUGCUCAUGGAGGACCUCUGGUCAGUUCAGUCUUGAUUAUAUUUAACUUGCAGCAAACUGACUGUGUCCAGUAAUUUUGUUCCCUGCAGAUUGUUAAUAAAAGAAGAAGAAUUUCCUGCUUUUGUGCCAAACUUUUUUAGUUUUCAAAACAUGUAUUGUGUGUCAUUGACGGGAAAAUUUUUUUA